GGGCCGGGCUCGGCGGGGGAGCCGGGCAGAGCGCGGCGGCAGCUCCGGCCACACUCUCACGCACCCACCCACCAUGUCGGGCACCCGAGCGUCCAACGACCGCAGCAGCCAUCCCAGCGGCGGGCUGAAGCGGGCGCGCAGCGAGCCGGGCGGUAACAAAGUGACGGUGGUGCUGGGGGCGCAGUGGGGGGACGAAGGCAAGGGCAAAGUGGUCGACUUGCUGGCCACCGAGUCGGACAUCGUGUGCCGGUGCCAGGGUGGGAAUAAUGCAGGCCAUACUGUGGUCGUUGAUGGGAAAGAGUAUGAUUUUCACCUGUUUCCUAGUGGCAUCAUUAAUCAGAAGGCAAUUUCUUUUAUUGGUAAUGGAGUGGUUAUACAUUUACCAGGCCUGUUUGAAGAAGCUGAAAAGAAUGAAAAGAAAGGUUUAAAAGACUGGGAGAAGAGGCUGAUUAUAUCAGAUAGAGCACAUAUAGUGUUUGACUUUCACCAGGCAGUAGAUGGGCUCCAGGAAGUGCAACGUCAAGCACAAGAAGGAAAAAAUAUUGGCACAACAAAGAAGGGGAUUGGACCAACAUAUUCUUCCAAAGCUGCACGAACAGGCCUUCGAAUUUGUGACCUCCUUUCUGACUUUGAUGAAUUUUCUUCAAGAUUUAAAAAUCUGGCACAGCAAUACAAGUCGAUGUUUCCCACAUUGGAAGUAGAUAUAGAAGGACAACUGAAAAAACUAAAGGGAUAUGCUGAAAAAAUUAGACCCAUGGUUCGAGAUGGUGUGUAUUUUAUGUAUGAAGCUCUUCAUGGCUCCCCAAAGAAGAUUCUUGUUGAAGGAGCCAAUGCAGCAUUACUUGAUAUUGACUUUGGCACGUAUCCUUUUGUGACUUCAUCAAACUGCACCGUAGGGGGUGUCUGCACCGGGCUUGGAGUUCCUCCCCAGCAUGUUGGAGAUGUGUAUGGUGUGGUGAAGGCCUAUACUACCCGGGUGGGAAUUGGAGCCUUCCCCACUGAGCAGAUUAAUGAAAUUGGAGAUCUUUUACAGAACCGUGGCCACGAGUGGGGAGUAACGACGGGCAGAAAGAGGCGCUGUGGCUGGUUAGAUCUUGUCAUUUUGAAAUAUGCUCAUAUGAUCAACGGAUUCACUGCUUUGGCAUUAACAAAACUGGAUAUUCUUGAUGUUCUGGAUGAGAUAAAAAUUGGUGUUGCUUACAAACUGGGUGGAAAAAGAAUUCCAUAUUUUCCAGCUAAUCAGGAGAUACUACAGAAGGUGGAAGUAGAGUAUGAAACAAUGCCUGGGUGGAAGACUGACACAACUGGUGCACGAAAAUGGGAGGACCUCCCACCCAAGGCCCAGAACUACAUCCGCUGUGUGGAGAACCAUGUUGGGGUGCCAGUUAAAUGGGUCGGAGUUGGAAAGUCAAGAGAGUCGAUGAUCCAGCUGUUCUAAACAAAUGAAGAACUUCAGUGAUGAGAAGCACAAUUUAGCCUUCAUCUAUUCCUUACUGCUUCCACUUUAAAUGGAGAUGCUAAUUAAAACCAACAUGUUCUUCUAGGAGUUGAAUAGAAACAAAACAUAUAUUCUGUCUUGUAACUUUUUAUUUAUCUUUAAGUUCUCUGCAAAUUCAGUGUAAAAUCUUGCUGGUGGCCAUCAUAAAAAAAAUCAAGAAAGUAUUCUUAACAAAAUAAGGGAAAAAUAUUUUUUUUAUUUGAAAGUGUUUUACAUCCAUAUAGAGUUAUUCUCCUUGCUGAAACCAGUUUUAAGCCUUUUCCAGUAGUUACUGGGCAGCUUUAGAAUUGUGAAGCUUGGAUGUGUUUUUCAACUUCAGUUGUUAAAAUGUCUAUGUAUCUGGGUUGGCAGUAAUUAGACAUACACACUUAAAUUGUUUGGAUUAUACAGGUUUUUGUUUUCUAAAAUACAGUGAAGUUAGGUAUUUUUGACUGCACAAAACAAAAACAAUUAUUUAAUUUUUAUAUAAUGACUUUUAAUAGCCCACUAAAAUGAAUGGAGAGCAGCUGGAGUAUUUUUUUAUCACACCCUGUUCUAGUAACUGAGAUAACAUCUGUAGAAAGUUGACUUGUCUAAGGAUUCUUUCAAAUACCCUGUGUACUAACAGACAAUCCCGGUGGAGUCUGUUGGGUGUGCUGUCUUUAUUUUAUGCAGUAGGCAGGGAGUGAGUGAAGGGGGGAGAAUGAGGGUCCUCAGGGUACAAAACACACAGGGAGAAUGAAGCCAAGACAGCAUGCUGUGUUUUCUCAGUGAACCUGAGACAUUUCUUCCUGCUAAUGGAGUUAUUGUAAUUUCCAAAGUUUUACUCUAGUUAUCUGUUGAGGAACUUGGGACUUGCAGCACCAGAAGGCACACUUGCUUCCACAGCUUCUAGGUUUCCAAGAAUAAAUCAACACAUGACUUCAUGGUGACUGUUGCAGCAUUUACACCCCUCACCCAUUUUGACCUCCCUCAGCAAAAUGUAAUGGUUAUUUAUAGAAAGGGGUGAUGUGGCAGCUUGGGUUGGGAUGUGUAGAAGCCAUGGAGAGGUCCCAGAACCUUCAAGAAUACACUUGGAUUUCUUUAUGGAUCUUCUGAUUUAUAAUGGCUGUACUUCAAGAGCUCUCAAAAAAAGGCCUGCAUCUUGUAGAGGAAAAACAAUACACUAGAAAUAGUUAUUCCCUAACUGUGGAAUUUUCCACAUAAAGUCUUGCUUUUCUAUAGAUGUCCCAGAGAGCUAUAACAAUAUUCUUGUUUCAUUCCCAGGGGCUGUUGAAAUGGCAUCUCAACCCCAGUAAUGCCAUUAUGUAGUGUGUGAAAAUGUCCCUUUUCUGAGAUGAGAACUCUAAGGGUACAAAAUUACAUUCUUUGCAUCAGAGAUGGGGAAAAAGAAAAACCUAUCUGGCAUAUCUUGUCAUAUUCAUCCCCUUUGUCUUUUCUCACUCAAUAUUAAAUAAUUGGUGAUGUUCAAACCCAUUAGUGUCAAGAAGUAGUUACAAAAGCACUGAUACGAGCACAUAGCAGGCACUAAAGUUACCUGUUUACAGAUGUAUUCCUGCUUGUAGGGCAGAAUUCUUACCCUCUGGCUGCAGUGCAGUCUCUUCAUACCCCAGGUCAUCAUCAGCUUUAUCCCACUAUCAAUUACUUAUCUCUUAAAAACAAACAAACAAACAUAGUGCCCAAUGCCUUGAAUCCUUAAUUCAACUACAGCUCCAACUAAUUUGCAAAACAGGAGCAAGGAGAUUAGCGUGUAAAAUGUCCAUUAGGAAUACUGCCUCACUUUUAAACUGUUUUUUGGGUAUUAAUGGGUCAAGCCCUGCAGUCCUUGCUCUGAUGUUGAUGAGGAAGCUCUCCCUGUUGGAUUUAUGGGUGUUCUAAUGAGAGAGUGAUGAGAUUUCUGACCUUAUCUGAUGUUUGCAAAGCACUCCUGAAAGGUGCUUGAUAAGUGCUAGUUAUUACAAGCACUGUGAAGUGUGCCUCAUUUAUAUGAGGUCAUUUAAGCAUAAAGAUGCUUGGAGAUACAGUAAUUAAGUUUUUUUUUUCACAUGGCUUAACCUUGUGACAUUUUCCUACUAGAUGAUCUAGAACUGUUCCUUUUCUUGGCCCCAUCAGUGCAGUUGUGUUAGGAGGUUGCUGCUAUAUUUAGGCUUUGGUUGAUUUAUGAGCAAAGGCCACAAUGACUAACAAGCCACGUGGUGUGCUGAAUAACUGGAUUAAAUGAUCAACUCUAAAUGAAGUAUUUGACAUAUUGAAAAAAAAAUAGGUUUUAUAGUUUAAUUUUCACAGGAUUACUUUCUCUUGUCCACCUAAUCUUUUUAUUUUCCAUUACAUAAUUUUUCCAUUAAGUCUCCUUUAGAUCCACAUUGCCUGUCUUUGCUUUAAAAGAUUUAUCAAAAGCCCAGUGAUGUUGUCAAUGGGCAUGAUGUAAUAGGCAAUUAUGCCAUGACUUACUCUGUUACCAUAAAAAAAUGAUCAUGCAUUUCAUUUCAUAGCAUGGAUUUUUUUAAUGACAGUUCUAUUUUUAUUGAAUUUCAUUGAGUUAAAUGUGAAUAAGUUGAGGCUUUUAUGGAAAAGCUCUUUAAUCUACUGAGUGACACAAAUCUUUAAGAGAACAUUUUAAUAUAAAUUUGCUUUCAUUUUGGCUGUUUCACUUAUUAUUUUGUAUUGUUUGGAAUUUCAUUUUAUUAACAAAUCACUGCGACGUCUUUCUCUCCAGCCAAAUACGAUAAUAAUGACUAAAACUGGUUGGUGUACCAUCCUGUGAGAUACCUGGAUGGAAGAAUAAGGGUAAGCAUCUUCCAAAAUGCCAUAAUUUGUGGUAAAGAUUAUGGUUUUUUUAAAAAAGUAGCAGUUACAGAUUCACUCAUGCACAUUAAUGCACUUGACAUACUUUCUGACACCUGUCUGAUGUGGCCUUCAUAGUCAGGUGUGUACUUCCUAACACUUGCAGUGUAGGAUUCUGAAGCUUUUGUAAUUUUUCAUUUGGCUAUAAAUGGUCUUACAGUUAUGGCAUAAUGCACUUUAUAACAGGAAAUAAAAUUAAGCAUUUCCAUAGUAAUGUGCAAACUAUAGUUAAACCUUAUGCAGACUUUUUCAGAUGAAUUUUGAAUCCACAGUGUUUACUUUGUCCUAAAAUACACAUUAAACCAAAUUUAAAGUA
Apus apus (common swift) is the source of this 4637-nucleotide messenger RNA. RefSeq names its product adenylosuccinate synthase 1 (gene ADSS1). Lineage: Eukaryota; Metazoa; Chordata; Aves; Apodiformes; Apodidae. Gene Ontology annotation, biological process: 'de novo' AMP biosynthetic process; IMP metabolic process. Gene Ontology annotation, molecular function: GTP binding; adenylosuccinate synthase activity. Gene Ontology annotation, cellular component: cytoplasm. The record is from RefSeq and is a predicted model, not a curated record. The transcript is spliced from 13 exons. Bases 74 to 1438 code for a protein of 454 amino acids.